This is a messenger RNA of Brassica napus (rape), 778 nucleotides long. RefSeq names its product protein GOLVEN 1-like. The record is from RefSeq and is a predicted model, not a curated record. Bases 407 to 652 code for a protein of 81 amino acids. The transcript has a single exon. Lineage: Eukaryota; Viridiplantae; Streptophyta; Magnoliopsida; Brassicales; Brassicaceae.
GGGAAGAAUAAGCUUAGGAGAUGAAAGAAGGAAAAGCAGGAAACUGACCCCACGAAGACCCUCAAGUAGACAAAAGGUUUGGCCGAUCAAGACAUCCACUAUGCAUACGAAUACGAUAGAUACUUGUAUAUAAAUGCAGAAAUGAAUGUGAAUAUAUUUGCAAAAAUGGACAAGAGAGGAACAAGAGCAUGUUAUGAUAAUGAAGGACCUCCCCACCUGCAUUCAAUGUUUGUCUUACUCUCUUUACUCUCUUAUUUAUCUUUCAAAUUCUGCCUACAUAUACUCCUUCCCUAUUCUCUUCUCUUACACUUAUAAACACAUUUCAAACUACAUUUUUCCUGCUCUCAUCUCUCUUUUAUUAGACAACAUAAAUAUAAGUAUUUGAAGAAGAAAAAGAAGAGAGGUCAUGUCUUGCUCUGUGAGGAGUAGAUUCGCGAUGGUGUUAUGUAUCAUUAUUUUGCUUUUGUCAUCCAAUGUUGGAUAUGCCAGUGCUCGUCGGCUAGGGCUUCGCAAGCACCACCACAAGGUUGCUUCUCUCGUACAUGGCGAAGGAAAAAGGAGGGUGCUUGGUGGAAUCGAGACAGGGGAAGUAGUGGUCAUGGACUAUCCUCAGCCUCAUCGUAAGCCUCCCAUCCACAACGAGAAGGCUUAACUGCUCGAUCCAUACCUCUUUAUCUAUAUCAUACUGUUAUUUUCAUAUAUGUAUGCAUUCACCAUGUUGCUGGUUGUAAUGACUUGUCCUAUAUACAAUAAUAUAUACAUGACCAACUUUUCUGUU